AUGGUUCAGAGGUGCUGUAAACUCGCCCUGCCUCCCCAGUACACUCUCCCCAAGGAGGCAGAGAACACAGCCGUGCCACUGCAGUGGUGGCUUCAAUCUGCCUGCGCCAUCCAGGAUCUACCAUCUGUGUCUCAGGAAAAGGGCAGGAGAAGAGUAACAAUCUUCUCAACAGUGGACAGUGGACAGCACGUACCUUCAGCAGGCCUUGGAGACCGCGGCUCAGGCCCAGAACGCUGCGAUGACUGGGGACUGGAUACCAUGAGACAAAUCCAAGUAUUUGAAGAUGAACCAGCUCGCAUCAAGUGCCCACUCUUUGAGCACUUCUUGAAAUAUAACUACAGCACAGCCCAUUCAGCUGGCCUCACUCUUAUCUGGUAUUGGACUGGGCAGGACCGGGACCUUGAGGAACCUAUUAACUUCCGCCUUCCUGAGAACCGCAUAAUUAAGGAGAAAGAUGUGCUCUGGUUCAGGCCAACCCUCCUCAAUGACACGGGCAAUUACACCUGCAUGUUAAGGAACACUACUUAUUGCAGCAAAGUUGCAUUUCCUCUGGAAGUAGUUCAAAAGGACAAGUGCUUCAAAUCUGCUAUGAAACUCCCAAUACAUAGAUUGUAUCUAGAACAUAGUCUACAGAAGAUCACUUGUCCAAAUGUGGAUGGAUUUUUUCCUUCCAACAUCAAACCAACUGUCACUUGGUACAAGGGCUGUUAUGUGAUACAAGACUUUCAUUCUGUAAAACCUGAUGGCAUGAUCUUGAGUUUUACCUUUACCACUGUUUCAGCUAAUGAUAACUAUACAUGUGUUGUUACGUAUCCAGAGAAUGGGAGAACCUUCCAUCUUACCAGGACUCUGACUGUGAAGGUGGUAGGCUCACCAAUAGAUGCAAAGAUCCCCCAGAUCCACUCACCCAAUGAUGUCGUUAUCUAUGAGAAAGAGCCAGGAGAGGAGCUCCUCAUUCCCUGUACAGUCUUUUUUACUUUCCUGAAGGAUUCUCGCAAUGAGAUUUGGUGGACCAUUGAUGGAAAAAAGCCUGAAGACACCAAUAUAGACGUUACCGUCAAUGAAAGUAUGAGUAGUACUAAAACAGAGGAUGAAACCAGAAUUCAGAUAUUAAGAAUCAAGAAAGUUACCCCCGAAGACCUCAAGCGAAGCUACGUCUGUCAUGCUAGAAAUGCCAAAGGGGAGGCCAACAAGACAGCUACGGUGAAGCAGAAAGUUGUAACACCAAGGUACACUGUUGAACUGGCCUGUGGUUUUGGAGUCACAGUCCUGCUGGUGGUGAUUCUUAUUGUUGUCUACCAUGUUUACUGGCUGGAGAUGGUCCUGUUUUACAGGGCUCAUUUUGGAACAGAUGAAACUAUUUUAGAUGGGAAAGAGUAUGAUGUUUAUGUAUCUUAUGCAAGGAAUGCUGAAGAAGAAGAAUUUGUAUUACUGACUCUCCGUGGAGUUUUGGAGAAUGAAUUUGGAUACAAGUUGUGCAUCUUUGACCGAGACAGUCUUCCUGGGGGAAACACGGUGGAAGCAGUGUUUGACUUCAUUCAGAGGAGCCGAAGGAUGAUUGUUGUCUUGAGCCCAGACUACGUAACAGAAAAGAGCAUCAGCAUGCUGGAGUUCAAACUGGGGGUUAUGUGCCAGAAUUCCAUUGCCACCAAGCUCAUUGUGGUGGAGUACCGUCCCCUUGAGCAUCCACACCCAGGCAUCCUGCAACUGAAGGAGUCUGUGUCUUUUGUGAGCUGGAAGGGAGAGAAGUCCAAACACUCUGGCUCCAAAUUCUGGAAGGCCUUGCGGUUGGCUCUUCCCUUGAGAAGUCUGAGUGCCAGCUCUGGCUGGAAUGAAAGCUGCUCUUCACAGUCUGACAUCAGUCUGGACCAGGUUCAAAAAAGGAGAAGUCGUUUGAAAGAGCCUCCGGGACUGCAGAGUUCAGGGAGGGCUGAAGCGUCUUCUCCAGCCCCAGUAACGAUGGCCAAGCACAAGGGGAAGCCCUCUGCAGCCUGUCGCUGCUGUGUCACCUACUGUGAAGGAGAGAGUCAUCUGAGGAGCAAGAGCCGGGCAGAGAUUCAUACCCAGCCCCAGUGGGAAACACACCUCUGUAAGCCUGUUCCCCAAGAGUCAGAAACUCAAUGGAUACAAAAUGGCUCUAGACUGGAACCUCCUGCUCCCCAGAUCUCAGCCCUUGCUCUUCACCAUUUCACGGAUUUAUCAAAUAACAAUGACUUUUAUAUCCUAUAAUUACGGUGUGGUGGGAGGUGGCUGCUAUUUUUACCAACCCCCUUUGUGUCAUGAACCUAUGGGAGUAAUUGACAUUUUUAUCAUCUAAUGGACUGUCAGAAUUGUGUCCUCUUUAUUGAUUUUUAAAAACUAUUUAUUUCUAGGAGACAAAAGACCUGAAGAACCUGAAUCCAGAAUUAUUGCCUCUAAUGGCCUCAGAAGAGCACACUCUUCUUGGGCCCUAGAAGGUCAGUAUGUAGAAGAUGCCUCAGGUUGUAUCUUCUAUCCUGUUCUGGUUUAAAACGUAGCCAAUGAUUUAAAUGUGUAUAGUUUCAGCCUGUUGGUCAACCUCAUGUUGCGUUGUUCAGGUGUGCUUGAG
This is a messenger RNA of Elephantulus edwardii (Cape elephant shrew), 2587 nucleotides long. RefSeq names its product interleukin 1 receptor accessory protein (gene IL1RAP). NCBI's taxonomy places the organism in Eukaryota, Metazoa, Chordata, Mammalia, Macroscelidea, Macroscelididae. Gene Ontology annotation, molecular function: interleukin-1 receptor activity. The record is from RefSeq and is a predicted model, not a curated record. The transcript has 10 exons. Bases 1 to 2229 code for a protein of 742 amino acids. Gene Ontology annotation, biological process: signal transduction.